CACGUUUGUUGAACAAGAAGUUUAGUUAGUUUAGUUGGUGGUGUCAUUCUGUCAACGUUUGUGUUCAUUCAGACCGUAGAUGAUUUCUACAACGACCAGGCAGUAGUGCUGGGAAAGUUGGAUUUGGACAACAAGGAGAGUGUACAAUUAAUUUACUGGUGCUCAGAUGAAGUUAGUGAGGUAAAGAUAAUAAUUGUUGUCCAGGCUGCACUACCGGUUGACCUGAACCUUCUAGCAUGCUGUUUGGAAUAUUCAUCAGAGCAGAGAAUCGUUUGGAGAAGUUUGGCUAGCUCCGCAAGGGGAUGUCUUGGAGGACACCCAAUCUCUGCCGUCGUCGUUGCUCCUUUGUACUUUCUUCUCUCCUCCUAUUAUUUUCCUACCAAUGUUUCGCCACUAUUCAUGUCUCGAGCACCGAAUGUUCCCUGAAGGACAUUAUUCGAGUAGAUGUGGACGACUUGGCAAGCGCCCGCAGCGGUAGCCUUGAGCACAUCCGAGAAGCGAGUGACGGCCAGCAAACACCGACAUGUUCACUUGGUGUUCGCCAAUGGCAUAUUCUCGGUGACUCUUCAAGCUCUUCUAGUGUUGUCGUCAAUCUGAACAUCAGACACUUCAAGUCGCUGUGCACUGAGGGCUAUCUCUAUGUGUAUGAUGGAGCUACUGAGGAGUCACCAAUGCUGUUCGUCACCGUCGGCGGAGAUGACAACAGCACUUCGAAAGGGAUUGUGUCAGCAACAUCAGGAUCGAUGCUCAUUUCCCUGUACGUCUCCGGACAGAGCACGUUCAGUGCAUCGUACAGCGUUGACAGCUGCACACAACAGUGCUUAGAGCAUGGUAGCUGCAACAAAGAUGGAUCUUGCGGACCGUGUCAUUCAGGCUGGACUGGCGAGUUCUGCGGUGUGCUGCGCUGUCCAAGGGACUGCCACAGCUCCAAAGGGCAGGGAGAGUGCAACAUGAACACCGGAUUGUGUGAAUGCCACCGCGGGUACAGUGGCGACGAGUGCAGUUUCCCAUCCAACAUCACUGCACUGUCCCUGGCUGGACGCGUCAAGGCGUAUGUUCUGACGUCCGGCUCGGCUGCGUUCCCGUCUCGUUCCGGGCAUUCAUCUGCAAUGACCACGCAGGAUGGGUAUAGUUUACUCUGGGUCUUUGGCGGCCACAGCGGGCAGAGCGUUCUUGAUGACUUGAUAGUAUACGACUUCAGGACCAGUGAAUGGCGACAUGUGAACACCUCCCACAGCAAAAAACGUCCUGCUGGGAGAUACCAACACACCAUGACUGCUGUGGGCAAUACUCGUCUCUAUGUGUUCGGCGGUGAGCUGCAGAGUGGGGUACGAGUAAAUGAAAUGUGGAUGUUUGAUAUCACCAGUCGCGAGUGGAGCCAGCUUGAAAGUAAUGCUGCCGAGCCGCUCAGUUUGCACUCAAUGUGUCUAAAUCAUUCGUCGAUCGUCGUGUUUGGAGGCUACAACUCCUCUGGCGAACUCAGGAAUGUAAUGUACCACUUCGACUCGGCCACCGGUGCAUGGCAUGCGGUGAGAAUUUUGCCCGAGAGCUGGUUUGGCCUGUCGGAACGUUUGCGACUCGCUGGUCAUGCAGCUGUUGUCCAUGAAGAGCUGAACACGAUGGUUGUGUUUGGUGGAUUCGUGGCCACACACAAAAAUAAGCUGGUAACGUCACCUGGCCUAUUCAUGUUUCACCUGACUAGUCACUAUUGGAUGGAACUACCCCAGUCAAGCUCUUCUGCAUCACUGGCCGCUGGCCGUGCCUUUCACUCAGCCACAGUCUUCGGGAAAUACAUGCUUAUCUAUGGAGGAUUGACUACUGGUGUGCAAGCAUCAAAUCCGUGUUCGGUUUCGGAAAGCCUUCUCAUUUAUGAUUUCACUUGCUAUCGCUGGAUACCCAUGUCAAAACUGCCCAUCAAACGCCGCUCGUUGAACUUGACAUCAUCCCUGCAGCGCUAUGGUCACUCGGCCAGUAAGCUUGGUGAUAAUCGUGUUGUGGUGAUGGGCGGAUUUGCCGAGUCAGCACAGAACGACCUGGUUGCAUUUCAGCUGCCGAGCGCUCUCACCAGCUAUGAUCCUGUGCCAGACUGCUACAGCCGCGGCAAUGUGAGCUCAUGCCUGGAUGCCGUACAGUGUAUCUGGUGUCCGGAAGUGCUCAACGUUACGUCGCUUCCUGCCAAGGCCAGACCAGGCUCGGCGCAGUGCAUUCCGACGGCACUGUCCGGGCGCGUGUGCCUAACACCACUGUCCGAUCUGGGCACAUGUCAUGACCUGUGCAGUUUCCAGCGCUACUGCUCGGAUUGCUUGAAAUGGCGCUCCGGCUAUGACCGCGACAGUCGGCCUGUCUGUUCGUGGUGUUCACAAUACGACUCUACACCUUCAUGCAGACAGGUUGCUCUGCAGCCAAGUAUGUUCUGUGAUCCAGCAAGUCAGUGUGAUGUAGCUGCUGAUCCGAACAGUGCAUUUUCCAGUCCUGUUCACCGGCCUGUCAGUUCAGCAUCAUUCAGCUUCACUAGGCCAUUGUCGCCAACCAGCCCACCUGUCAAGAAAGUGGUGGCGUACGGUGGAAUCAACCCCCUCUCUGUUGGCAAGCACUGCCGUGCUCUCGGAGACAACGGUAGCUGUGUGAACCGGACCGCAAAGGUUCGAAUGUCAGUUGCACAUGGCAGCGUUCGUCUUGACCUGGGCAGCGAAAAAGAUUCUUUGGAAACAGCAGCUUCUGUGACUGCGCUUUCUAAUGUCAGCGAGCCGGUGGAAAGCAUAUUCUUCGUGCACAUUGACGAUGGUUGGGUGUGGCUGCGCGUCGUUGCUGAGUCGGAUCCCAACACUCAGGACCCCGUGUCCGGGGACAUUAAUGUUACUCUGGUACCAGGUGGCCGAAAUUCCAGUCCGGAAGCCCUGGGCGGUGUGCAUUCCUUUAUUGAGGAACCGAGUAUUGUAGCGAAGUCUCCAUCAUCACAGCCCGUGUAUUUCGAUUCAGAUAGUUCCCUGUCAUUGCGUUCCGCGCCUACUGAGCAACGUUUGCCAACUACCGUCCCAGUACCCACCGUGGAUGUUGCUGAUGUUCUCAGCUUCGGUGCUGCAGCUCCUGUUGAGUAUAGCAGUGCUAUACAUGAGCCUGCGGUUAACACGCUGGGUACACUCUCGGCGGUUCCACUGGCGUUCCACUUCUACAGUGAUGCAUGCGGAGCGCACACGGACUGCUCGGCGUGCGUCACCAACAGUUCUUGUGGAUGGUGUGCGCAGAGAGGAACCUGCGUGCACAUGUCCAGCACUCAAAUCGGAUCCUGCCCCGGACCAGCUACAUUCAAUGGUUCCAGCUGGAUUCAGGACUCGGCUAGCUGUCUAUCGUGUCAACAUCGUGAUACAUGCGAUGCUUGUCUGGAUAGCAUAGCAUGUGAGUGGAAUAUGAAUGGAUUCUGCCAAUUGAUCGCACCAGGAACGAUUGGAAGCAUAGUGGCAAGCUCCUCUACUGUCAGGAUGAAGCAAGAAUGUCCUCUUCCUUGUCCUCAACGUAGCCGAUGCGAUGAGUGUAUGCUUGGUGGGUUCGCACGGCCGUGCGUGUGGUGUGUCAGUACGGGCAAGUGUCAUGAUCAGGCCAAGAUGCCACUUGUCAAUGCCUACGGACAGUGUCGCCUCUACUUCUCAAACAGCCCGGACAUGUGCAGGAAUUGCUCGGCACGGACUGUGUGUAGUGACUGCCUUGCCACACCAUCCGCACAGGAUCGUUUCUGCGGCUGGUGCAUGGACGUCAGCGAUCCGCAGAGUGGCAGAUGUAUGCCUGGCAGCUUUGACGGACCAUCCGCCAAUGAAACUUGCGAUAUUUCAUCCAUGGAUACAAGACGUGUACCUGUGUACGCCAACCACACGUGAGUGUGUCAUGUAACCCAUGCAC
Molecule: messenger RNA, 3894 nt
Organism: Sycon ciliatum
Lineage: Eukaryota; Metazoa; Porifera; Calcarea; Leucosolenida; Sycettidae
Product: multiple epidermal growth factor-like domains protein 8
Exons: 15
Coding region: 303-3872 (1189 amino acids)
Cellular component (GO): Golgi apparatus
Molecular function (GO): protein binding
Source: RefSeq, a predicted model, not a curated record